Molecule: messenger RNA, 1830 nt
Organism: Abrus precatorius (Indian licorice)
Lineage: Eukaryota; Viridiplantae; Streptophyta; Magnoliopsida; Fabales; Fabaceae
Product: terpene synthase 10-like
Exons: 7
Coding region: 40-1830 (596 amino acids)
Biological process (GO): diterpenoid biosynthetic process
Molecular function (GO): terpene synthase activity; magnesium ion binding
Source: RefSeq, a predicted model, not a curated record
AAAAUAUUCCCAAUAUUGGUUUUUGGUUCUAGCUAAUUAAUGGCUAGUUGUUCACUUCCACUGGCAGCUAAUAGCUUCACUAAAAUGAUUCUACCUCUAGAAAGUAGAAAGUCUUCAUCUGCAGCAAUCAGAAGCUCCAGUGUCCCUUAUCCAACUCCUCAAUGCAAGGAAUUACCAGAUCAAAUUUGUAAUAAUCGUCAAACAAUUCUUCGUCGAUCUGCCAAUUUCAAACCUUCAAUAUGGACUUAUGAGUACAUCCAAUCACUGAGCAGUGAAUAUAAGGAUACAAAGUACCUAGAACAAGGCAGAGUGCUAAGGGAAGAAGUGAGGAAGAUGCUUGGAAGAGUGGAAAAUCAACUUGAUCAACUUGAGCUUAUUGAUGUGUUGCAAAGGCUUGGAAUUUCUUAUCAUUUUAGCAAUGAAAUAAAGAAAAUAUUGGAUAAUAUUUACAAUAUGGAUGCAUUCAAGAAAAAGAAGAAUUUAUAUGCCACAGCACUUGAGUUCAGACUCUUAAGGCAACAUGGUUAUGAUAUCUCUACAGAUGUUUUUGUUUGCUUUCAAGAUGAAAUGGGUAAUUUCAAGAAGAACCCAUCUAUUGAUGUUGAAGAAAUGCUAUCACUUUAUGAAGCCUCAUUUCAUUUGAUGGAAGAGGAAAGUAUAUUGGAUGAGGCAAGAGAUUUCACCACACAAUAUCUCAAAGAAUAUUUGAACCACAAUAAAGGUGACCACAUUUCACUUCUAAUUGGUCAUGCUUUGGAGCUUCCAUUACAUUGGAGGAUUCCUAGAUGGGAAGCUCAGUGGUUUAUUGAUGCAUAUGAAAGAAAGCAAAACAUGAGUCUUGUUUUACUUCAGUUAGCUAAAUUGGAUUUCAAUUCUGUUCAAGCCAUAUACCAACAUGAAUUGAAGCACACAUCAAGAUGGUGGAAAAGAACUGGCCUCGGAGAAAAGUUGAGCUUCAGCAGGGAUAGGUUGGUAGAAAGCUUCAUUUGGACAGUGGGAACAAAUUUUAAGCCAGAUGUUGGGUACUUCAGAAGUGUUAUGACAAAGAUCAAUUCCCUAGUAACCACAAUUGAUGAUGUUUAUGAUGUAUACGGCACCUUGGAUGAACUAGAACUCUUCACAGAAGCAGUUGACAGAUGGGAUCUAAAUGCAAUGGAUAAUCUCCCGGGCUACAUGAAAAUAUGCUUCUAUGCACUCUAUAACUUCGUAAAUGACACGGCUUUUGAAACCUUAAAGAACACUGGCUACUACAUCGCUCCCUACCUAAAGAAAUCGUGGACAGAUCUAUGUAAAUCAUAUUUUAUUGAGGCAAAGUGGUACCAUCGUAGAUCUACGCCAAGCUUCCAAGAAUACAUAGAGAACGCAUUGGUUUCAAUUAGUGCACCUGUUGUACUAGUCCAUGCUUAUUUUUCGAUUCCACACUCAUUCAACAAGGAACACGUGGUUUACUUAGAAGAAUACUCUGAGAUAAUUCGAUCUUCAGCAGUGAUUGCACGCCUUGCUAAUGACCUUGCAUCAUACAAACGUGAAAAUGAGACAGGUGAUGUUCCUAAGUCAAUUCAAUGUUACAUGAAUGAAUGUGGAGCUUCUGAAGGAGAGGCUCGUGAGUAUGUAAAAUCCAUGAUGUGUACAAUGUGGAAGAGAAUGAAUAAAGAGGCUUGUAAUUCUUCUUUAUCUCCAAGUUUCAUAGAAACAGCUAUGAACCUGGCAAGGAUGGCAUUGUGUAUCUACCAACAUGGAGAUGGUCAUACUGUUCAAGAUCUUGAAAUUAGGAAUCGCAUAUUAUCAUUGAUUAUUCAACCGAUUCCUACUAUAUGUUACAACUUUUAA